Talaromyces atroroseus is the source of this 3042-nucleotide messenger RNA. Its product is annotated as DNA replication licensing factor mcm4. Gene Ontology annotation, molecular function: ATP binding; single-stranded DNA binding; single-stranded DNA helicase activity. Gene Ontology annotation, biological process: DNA strand elongation involved in DNA replication; DNA replication; mitotic DNA replication initiation. Gene Ontology annotation, cellular component: nucleus; MCM complex. The record is from RefSeq and is a predicted model, not a curated record. The transcript has 5 exons. NCBI's taxonomy places the organism in Eukaryota, Fungi, Ascomycota, Eurotiomycetes, Eurotiales, Trichocomaceae. The coding region runs from base 1 to 3042 and encodes 1013 amino acids.
AUGUCCUCACCAGCUUCUCGUCGUGGUCGCCCGCCGAGGAGUUCGGCUAAUUCGACUCCUCGCUCAACACGAUCUCAGCAGAUCGCGAGCAGCCCUCAAUCCAACACACAAGCAACUCCUCGUGCAUCCAGGCGACUUCAAAAUGAAAAUGCAGUGCCAUCAUCAUCCCCGUUGAUGUUCCCAUCCUCGUCACCGGUCCGCGCAGGUAACCGCGCUGAGCAGACCAGAAUGGAUAUAAGUUCGCCUGUAAGAGAAUCUUCUGUCGCAGAAGAUGGCGAAACUACACCGCGUGCUACUAGGGCCGGCAUUAGAGACUCAUCGCCGAUUCGCUAUAUGUCUAGCUCAAGUCCACCUCGGAAUGGCACUCGCCAGGAUAUCCGUUCAGAUAUACCGAGUAGCAGCAGUGGCCUCUUUGUCGGCUCUUCUCGUCCAGAACUGUCUGGCUAUGCUCGCAAUACCUCGCGUCGAGGAGAUAUUCACUCGGAUACUUUUGGAUCGACACCAAACCGUCGUCGAAGGCUAUUUGUCGACGCGAAUGGCAGGCCAGUCAACGAAGGCGAUCCUCAAUCCGACGCCACUUUUUCAAACGUAAACCCCGAUACUUCGGAAGCAGAUGCGCUCGGCGGUAGCUCUACACGUGUGAUUUGGGGUACCAACAUCUCCAUUCAAGAUUCCAUGUCCGCGUUCAAGAAUUUCCUUUACAACUACGCUAGGAAGUACCGUAUGUGGGCAGAUGGAGCUACGGAGAAUGAGACACGAGCAAUGGGCGAAGCCGCAGAAGAGAGAGAGUAUAUUACGAUGCUAAACAACAUGCGAAAGCUAGGCGUCACUGGAUUGAACCUUGACGCUAAAAACCUUAAAGCGUAUCCUUCCACAUUGAAACUAUGGCAUCAGUUGCACGCUUAUCCGCAAGAAAUUAUUCCACUCAUGGAUCAGACGAUUAAGGAUGUUAUGGUUGAAUUGGCAAUCAAGGAAAUGGAAAGUUUAAGGAACCAGGCCCAGCGCAAUCAACGACAGACACGAGACAGCUCAGCUCCCCCCGUCCCAAGUUCGGACGCAAUGAGUGAGACUGGUCGUGCUGCUCCUAUUGCCAUUCCUGAUUUGGUAGAACAAGUUGAUGUCAGGACUUACAAAGUGCUACCGUUUGGCUUAGACAAAUCCGUCAAUAUGCGAGAACUAGAUCCGGCAGAUAUGGACAAACUUAUUAGCAUCAAAGGACUGGUCAUUCGCACGACUCCGGUCAUUCCCGACAUGAAAGAAGCAUUCUUUACUUGCCAAAUUUGUAAUCACAGUGUUAGAAUUGAUAUCGACCGAGGAAAGAUCAUGGAACCUACCGCUUGUCCGCGAGCUCAGUGCAAAAGCCCUAACUCAAUGCAAUUGAUUCAUAACCGCUGUGUCUUCGCCGACAAGCAAGUUAUCAAGCUCCAAGAGACUCCUGACAGUGUUCCUGAUGGCCAGACCCCUCACUCAGUCUCGCUGUGCGCUUAUGAUGAGCUUGUGGACAUCUGCAAAGCUGGUGACCGUGUGGAAGUGACUGGAAUUUUCCGAUGCAACCCCGUCCGCGUUAAUCCUCGACAACGUACGACAAAGACUCUCUUCAAAACCUAUGUUGAUGUUCUCCAUAUACAAAAAGUUGACAAAAAAAAACUCGGCAUCGAUCAGUCAACCGUGGAGCAGGAGCUCUCAGAACAAGCAGUUGGGGAUACCGAGCAGGUGCGGAAGAUCACUGCAGAGGAGCUUGAGAAGAUAAAAGAAACGUCAAAGCGGCCCGACGUUUAUGAACUUCUAGCGAGAUCAUUGGCUCCGAGUAUCUACGAGAUGGAUGAUGUGAAGAAGGGAAUCUUGCUUCAGCUUUUCGGUGGCACGAAUAAAACUUUCCAGAAAGGGGGCAACCCUCGAUAUCGCGGCGACAUCAAUAUUCUGCUUUGUGGUGAUCCCUCCACGGCGAAAUCGCAACUCCUCCGCUAUGUUCACAAAAUCGCACCGCGUGGAGUAUACACCAGCGGCAAAGGUUCCUCAGCUGUUGGUCUCACAGCGUAUGUCACUAGAGAUCCUGAGACUCGUCAACUCGUUCUCGAGUCAGGUGCGCUUGUACUGUCGGACGGGGGCGUCUGUUGUAUUGAUGAAUUUGAUAAGAUGAACGACUCCACUCGUUCUGUCUUGCACGAAGUCAUGGAGCAACAGACUGUAUCUAUCGCCAAAGCCGGCAUUAUCACCACCCUAAACGCGCGAACAAGUAUCUUGGCGUCUGCCAACCCGAUUGGCAGCAAGUAUAAUCUCAACCUGCCUGUUCCGCAGAACAUCGAUCUGCCCCCAACGCUGCUGUCAAGAUUCGACUUGGUGUACUUGGUCCUUGACCGCGUGGACGAACAAGAGGAUCGUCGCUUGGCCAAGCAUUUGGUUGGCAUGUACUUGGAAGAUACCCCCGAAAACGCUAGUGUGGAUGAAAUACUUCCCAUCGAAUUCUUAACCUCAUACAUCACCUACGCAAAAACGAACAUUCAUCCUGUUUUAACUCAACCGGCAGCGGAUGCGCUGACGGAUGCAUACGUCGCAAUGCGCAAGUUGGGUGAUGACAUUCGAGCUGCAGACCGUCGCAUCACCGCAACGACGCGUCAACUUGAGUCCAUGAUCCGUCUCUCGGAAGCGCAUGCACGAAUGCGUCUCUCUUCGGAAGUGACAGCAGAAGAUGUUGAAGAAGCCGUGCGUCUGAUUCGAUCUGCUCUCAAACAAGCUGCAACUGAUGCACGCACCGGACUGCUUGAUAUGAGUCUCCUUACCGAAGGCACCAGUGCAAGUGAACGGCGUCGCCGUGAGGACUUGAAGAAAGCCGUCCUUAGCACGGUGGACGAGAUGGGUAGUUCUGGCGGUGCACCUCGCUGGACAGACGUGUAUCGCAGACUCGGCGAAAACAGCAGUAUUGAAGUGGACGGCGGUGAUUUCCAAGCUGCGGUACGAGCGCUGGAAACCGAGGGCCUUGUCAAUGUGGUUGGCGAUGGCCCUCGACGAAGCAUUCGAAGGGUGGGGGGCACCAUUCUAUAG